UGUCUUCACAUCUUGCAUUCCAUUUAGUGCUAACAUGUCCCCACAAAGCCUUUGCUACCGUCUGCUGCUUCUCGUCUUGCAUUUUGCAUUCUCGUCCAGCAGAGCCACCGCCGGCAACGUCUCGGCGAUCAUCGUUUUCGGGGACUCGACGGUCGACACAGGCAACAACAACUUCAUCCCCACCGUCGCGAAGGCCAAUUUCCCACCAUAUGGGUGUGACUUCGAUGGGGGCGUCGCCACUGGCCGGUUCUCCAAUGGCCGCCUUGUCACAGACUUCGUUUCAGAGAUGUUGGGGUUACCAUCAUCUGUGCCGGCCUAUCUCGACACCGGCUACACGAUCGACCAACUCGCCACCGGUUUGAGCUUUGCUUCUGCAGGCGCCGGGCUGGAUAAUUUAACAGCAAAAUUCACAACGGCAAUAUCCUUGAGCCAGCAGCUGGAGUACUUCGAGGAGUUCAUAGAAAGACUGAAACUCGCAAAGGGGCAUUCCGUGGCCGAUGAGAUCAUCUCCGAGGCUCUGUACAUCUUCAGCAUCGGCACCAACGAUUUCAUCCUGAACUACUUCGCCCUCCCAAUUCGCCGCGCCCAGUAUACCACGCUGGAGUACGUCGCCUACCUCAUCGGCCUCGCCGAUGCGGCCGUUCGUGACGCCUACCGCCUUGGCGCCCGCAAGAUCGGGUUCACGGGCCUCGGGCCAUUUGGGUGCAUACCUGCCGAGAGGACGCUGAAUCUCGACGAGACAGGCGGUUGCAACGAGGAGUACAACCAGGUGGCCAUGCGAUUCAACGCCGAACUGCAGGAUGCCGUGAGGAAGCUCAACCGUGGCCUCGCCGGCGCGCAGGUGGUGUACGCAGAUACCUACAGCGUGUUGUCUACCAUCGUUGCCAACCCGUCGGACUACGGAUUUGAUGAGAACGUUGCGCAAGGUUGCUGUGGCACAGGACGCAUCGAAACAUCGGUCCUUUGCGGCUUGGAGGAGCCACUGACGUGUCAAGACCCGAAUAAGUAUUUGUUCUUCGAUUCAGCUCAUCCGUCGGAGCGGGCCUGCAAGAUAAUAGCUAAUGACAUUCUGAACUCUGCAUUGCGAGUAUUCCUUUGAAGUCUUUGUACCUCCAAUAUUUCUAAUAUGAAAAGGCAAUAAAAGACAUGAU
This is a messenger RNA of Setaria italica (foxtail millet), 1151 nucleotides long. RefSeq names its product GDSL esterase/lipase At2g42990-like. NCBI's taxonomy places the organism in Eukaryota, Viridiplantae, Streptophyta, Magnoliopsida, Poales, Poaceae. Gene Ontology annotation, molecular function: hydrolase activity, acting on ester bonds. The record is from RefSeq and is a predicted model, not a curated record. Bases 35 to 1099 code for a protein of 354 amino acids. The transcript is spliced from 3 exons.